This is a messenger RNA of Aphanomyces astaci, 1121 nucleotides long. RefSeq lists its product as hypothetical. Lineage: Eukaryota; Oomycota; Saprolegniomycetes; Saprolegniales; Verrucalvaceae. The coding region runs from base 1 to 1086 and encodes 361 amino acids. The record is from RefSeq and is a predicted model, not a curated record. The transcript has a single exon.
AUGCAGGCGGCCAAAGUCGACGACGCACUGCGCCAUGCCCUUCAAGGCACAUGUGGGUGUCUGGCUCUAGGGACUGUCAUCUCGAGCGUUCGCAGCCGCCGGUUGAAGCCCCCCCCGUCAGUGUUUGUAGCACUGGGCGUCGGCUGUGGCUUCUUUCGCUACAUCAAUGGAUGGCGAAGCAAAGGCGACGGCAAGAGCAAGUUGGCUGCCUGGGUGGCCUCUCUCGUCUUGUUUCAACUGUGUUCACAUCAACACAAGCACGUUCUCUUGUCGUAUGCAUGCGUCGAGACCAUAGUCCAGCUCUACGCGACCUCGUCGCUCGUUCAAUCCACGUUGGCGCCAACGUUUCGCUGGCUCGUGGAACAGUGCGCAUCGAUGGUGGUCACAGCCAGACUCGUCCACACCAACCUCGUCCAUCCCGAGUGGAUGCUUCCCGCGCAUUUGGCUAUGAUGGACCACCAGUCGUCCCUCUCUCCUUCCCGCCUCGACGCCAUCCGACAGAACCUCCACACGUCUGCCACGUCACGAUGUGCCAGUUUGCAUCCGAAUCGCACUUGCGCCACCUUUGCAUAUGCCACAUGCAGGAAGCUCCUUAAGCGUAGCGCUCACAUCUUCGUGCCUUUGCAUGGCUUGUCGCUAUGUCUUUCCGUGGGCAUGAAUCGACCAGUAUCGCUACGUCGCACGGCAACCAGCCUCGCGCGGUCCCUCGCGUUUAUGACAUCCAGCUACAUGCUAGCCUACUCCACCUUUUGUCUCCUCCCUCCACAUAACGACCUGGCCAUGAUCCGGCUUACAUCACUAACUCCGUUCCUGGCGCAAUACCUGGAACCCCCGCCCCGACGCGCGUCUAUCGUCAAAGCCGUGGCUUGCUACAGCCUCCUGUCAGUGUACUUUCAACUAUCGGCAAAGUACCUUGUCGUGUCCAAGCGCACGGGGACGCGACUGGCCGCCGUUCUCUUUGCCACGUGUAUGACGUAUCUUCUGCAGCAUCCAGAGCGACACUCGAGGUGGGCCAUGGAGUACCUCUAUGGGCCCAAGCUGUCGACCAAAUCCAAGGACAACGACGUGGAUGCUGACAUGGCAUAGUAAGGACUUGUAGUAAUAUUAACGUAAAAAACCAG